Molecule: messenger RNA, 1677 nt
Organism: Ananas comosus (pineapple)
Lineage: Eukaryota; Viridiplantae; Streptophyta; Magnoliopsida; Poales; Bromeliaceae
Product: IAA-amino acid hydrolase ILR1-like 6
Exons: 5
Coding region: 132-1181 (349 amino acids)
Biological process (GO): jasmonic acid metabolic process; auxin metabolic process
Cellular component (GO): endoplasmic reticulum
Molecular function (GO): IAA-Ala conjugate hydrolase activity
Source: RefSeq, a predicted model, not a curated record
UUUUGGGGUUGGCGCGGCGGGCGGAGGCGGCGGAGCGGCUGCGGACGCUGCGGCGGCGGAUCCACGAGCGCCCCGAGCUUGCCUACGAGGAGGUGGAGACGAGCCGGUUGAUCCGGGAGGAGCUCGACGCCAUGGGGGUGGCCUACCGCUACCCGCUCGCGCGCACCGGGCUCGUCGCCACCAUCGGCAACGGCCGCCGCCCCGUCGUCGCCCUCCGCGCCGACAUGGACGCGCUCCCGAUUCAGGAAGCUGUUGAGUGGAAGCACAAAAGCAAGGUCCCUGGUAAAAUGCAUGCUUGCGGACAUGAUGCUCAUGUAGCAAUGCUUCUUGGUGCAGCCAAGAUACUGAAAGCCCGUGAACACCUUCUUAAGGGUACUGUUAAACUUCUGUUCCAGCCCGCAGAAGAAACUGGGAUAGGUGCUAAGCGGAUGAUUGAGGAUGGUGCUUUGGAGGAUGUGGAGGCCAUUUUUGCUGUUCACGUAUGGCAUCAGUUUCCCACUUCUGUAAUUGGUUCCGGGCCUGGUCCCUUGCUUGCUGGAUGUGGAUUUUUUAAAGCAGUAAUACAGGGCCAAGAGGAAGGGCAUUCUGCAAAUGAACACCACUCAAUUAAUCCUGUUUUGGCUGCCUCUGCUGUUGUCAUCAGUUUACAGAACCUUGUGUCUCGUGAAGCAGAUCCUUUGGACUCGCAGGUUGUCUCGGUCACAUCAGUUAAUGGAGCUGAUCAUCUCGAUAAGACCCCUCAAUCGGUCAUCCUUGGUGGAACUUUCCGGGCUUUCUCCAACACAAGCUUUUACCAGCUUCGGCAGAGAAUAGAAGAGAUAAUAGUUAUGCAGUCUAGCGUCUAUAGAAGCAAAGCUUCAGUAGAUUUCUUUGAGAAUGAAAGCUUUUACCCACCAAUGGUGAACGAUGAGCAUAUGUACGAGCACGUAAAGAAGGUGGCUGUCGACCUUUUUGGGCCCAAAAAUUACAAAGUUGUCUCUCGAUCAAUGGGGGCAGAAGACUUCUCAUUCUAUUCUGAAGUUAUCCCCGCCGCCUUCUUCUACAUCGGUGUGCGGAACGAGACGCUGGGGUCGGUUCAUGUAGGCCAUUCUCCUUAUUUCAUGAUCGAUGAAGAUGUUCUUCCCAAUGGCGCUGCUAUGCACGCUGCAAUAGCUGAGAGAUAUCUCAUCGAGCAUGGCUAGAAUUUAUAUCGCCUGUGGCUGAAAAUAGAAUUGCUUGAUUAGAAAUUCUUUUGCGGAAAUUCUGUAUUGAGAUAGCGAGAGAGAGAGAGAGAGAGAGAGAGAGAGAGAGAGAGAGAGAGCCAAAUGUGUCUCCUCUCCUUUCCGCAAAGUGAUUCAUAGCUUUAUAAGAAUGCAACAGUAGUGAAAGGCGAUUCAUUUUCGCCUUAAAUUACAUUACCUCUGCAGUCACCUUGUAUAAGAGGAACCGAGUGACAUGCCCAUACAAAAGCGACACAAGGCAUCAUGUAUUUUUCUGUUCCCUAUCAUCUGUAUCAUUCGUUUCCGCUGUAAUUUUCUCUGCUUUGAGGGAAGAGCUUCAUGGCAAGAAUAGUGUAAACCAUUGAUUCUGUAUAUCUUUAUAUAUUCAGAUGAUUUGUGCAUUCGUGUUCCUUCGUGUGCGUGUUGACGCACGCUGUAAACAGUGAUAUGCUCUAAUUGGAUCGUAAUGAGUUUUCCA